GGGAAGGAGGAAGGAUGAAUGCAAGUUCACCAUGCGUAGCUUCGUCGCAAGCCGGUGGUGAAUGGAGCUUCGACCCCACCAGGCGCACCACGUCACGGCCUCACUCUCACACACCGUUGUUCCCAUCUCUUUCGCCCACCUAAAUUAUCAUUCAUUUCGUUGUUGACCCUCUGCCUCUCUCUCUCUCUCUCUCUCUUACAUCGCCUUCCCAAUCCCAUCUCUAGGGUUUCCCCCCCCCAGUUCUCUCUCUUCCCUCUGCUUCUGACUCUUUGACACAGACCCAGAAGAUAUCUUUUUUUUGGCCAAUUGGAGACCCAAGAACCGUUCUUGAUCCUCGCUUCUGGCUUCGGAGGCAAGUGGGUCUUUGGAGUUUGGUCGGGUUCUUGUUGCUACCGCCGAGGUUAGAGGUUAGAAUCUUGGUCGUGUUCCCUACUGAUUCAGCUCUUAGUUUCCGGUUUUGGGUAGUGGGAAUUUGGUUGUUGGGCUCGUGUUGUUGUUAGACUGGUGCUGUCUGGAGCUCAAGUUUGAAUCUUUGCUUGUUGAUUGGAGAGGAAGAGGUUUUUGGUGGGUGCUUCCAGUAUGAUCAAUCUGAUCAGUGAAUACCUAGUGGAAAUGCUCGCGCUUUGUGUGUUGUAGCCGUGUCUGUUGUCGGUUAUGGAUUUUUAAGCAUUCCGGGAACGGGAGUUUAGUGAGGGAUUGAGGAGCGCGUGUGCUUCAAGUGAUUGCGAUAUUGGGAUCUCGAAAAUGGACAACUCUAGGAACAGGCAGAAUGAUCCUUUGGGUGUGAACAAGAUGGGCAAGAACAUAAGGAAGAGCCCAUUACACCAGCCGAAUUUUGCCAAUAACAAUAACAACAACAACCCUGCUGCCGCCAACAACAACAACCACCCAAAUAAUGCUGCCAGGCAACAGCCGCAGCCUCAAGUUUACAACAUCAGCAAGAACGAUUUCCGCAGCAUUGUUCAGCAAUUGACAGGUUCCCCUUCGCAAGAUCCCUUGCCUAGACCUCCCAACAAUCCCCCAAAACCACAGAGCAUGCGGCUGCAGAAGAUCCGCCCACCGCCCUUGGGGCCUAUGAACAGGCCUCAUAUGCCCCCUCCAGCUGCAAUCCCUGCGGCUCCCCCUCCGGUUCCCUACAACAACAGCUUCGCUAGGCCUCCUCAAUAUGGUCAGCCAUCGCCAACACCUAUGCCACCUAUGGAACCUCGGGACCCGUUUAUGCAGAACACAACCGAGUCUCCUAUCUCUGCAUACAUGCGAUACUUACAGACUUCAAUCUUUGAUCCUAGUCCGGCUGGAAUCCAAGCUCCACCUCAUUUACCGCAGCAAGUUCCAGGUCAAGUUCAGAAUCAUCCACCACCAGCUGGUUUGCUUCACAAUCCAUCUGUCCCUCCACCAAGAAUGAGUGGUCCGAUGCCACCUAUGCCAAAUCUUCCUUCUCCUCAGAUGAAUGGUCCCGCACUGUUGCCCUCUCCGACUUCUCAAUACCUCCUACCAUCGCCAAACGGUUACUUUAAUUAUUUGUCUCAAAGAUCGCCAUAUCCUUUGCUUUCGCCCGGGUUCCAGUUUCCUCCCCCUUUGACACCCAACUUUGCGUUUUCGCCGGCCACUCAGACAGGGAUUUUGGGCCCAGGUCCUCAGCCACCACCUUCACCUGGGCUGGCAUUUCCGCUGUCUCCUUCAGCCUUCUUCCCAAGCCCAAGGUGGAGGACGUAAUACUUCCUUGUUUUUUUGGUUGUUUUUGAGCAAAAUUGCAGGCUCAAAGUUCCAUGCUGAAGAUCUUCGCAGUGAUGGAUCUGGUGCUUCAGCCAUGUAUACUAUGGAUUCAUCCGCUUGCGGAAGCUUCCACUGUGAAAAAUUUAUGUACGAUUGUCAUGUAAGAGGUUCUGCGUCAUUUGAAGUCCUUUUUGUGCAUGUUCAUUUUGUUCACUUUUGCCUGUAUUGACACCCAUUUUGUAGCUUUUUCUUUAUUGCUGGUGACUUGGAAAUAGUAACAGCUGCAAAAGUUCAAUUUAGCCGGUGGACAAGUUCGCUUUAGGUGAUAUAGGAAAAUACAUCAUGCAAAUGGCAAAUUUGCAGUGUGUAGCAUAAAAGGCUGACUUCAAUUGAAGGUAGGGAUUAGGUCCUGUACUGAGAAGAAUUCCAGUCUUGUUGUAAUAAUACUGAUAUAGUCUUUGUUUCCAUUCGAUCUGCUCUUCUUUUGAUUGGUC
Molecule: messenger RNA, 2210 nt
Organism: Eucalyptus grandis
Lineage: Eukaryota; Viridiplantae; Streptophyta; Magnoliopsida; Myrtales; Myrtaceae
Product: protein HAIKU1
Exons: 1
Coding region: 745-1716 (323 amino acids)
Source: RefSeq, a predicted model, not a curated record